Molecule: messenger RNA, 1386 nt
Organism: Vigna angularis (adzuki bean)
Lineage: Eukaryota; Viridiplantae; Streptophyta; Magnoliopsida; Fabales; Fabaceae
Exons: 4
Coding region: 250-1386 (378 amino acids)
Source: RefSeq, a predicted model, not a curated record
GAAUCUCCGCCACCGAAGUACUGUGUUUAUUCACUGUUGUUCGUUCGUUGCUUGGAUCCACCGUUGUCUCCGGAGGAAGUCGUGUGGCCUUCUACUUUUUCGUUUCUGGGUAACACAAAAGAAGAAGACCUUGGUUUCCGAGGGUGUUUGUUGUCACUGUUCAUCGCUGCAAAGUUGCAAUAUUUUGGCUGAUUCAGCGUUUCAGAUGGCUUUUGGUGGUUGAUUCUCCUACCAAGUUGAGAAUUUGAGAUGAGCAGCCAAAAGGGUCGUCAUGAAGAAGAGAUGGGCACCUCAGAAACCACCGGGAAAGUGGUUGUGGUUGCAGUUAAAGCUUCCAGAGAUAUCUCAAGGACUGCUCUGGUGUGGGCUUUGACUCAUGUUGUUCAACCAGGGGAUUGCAUUAAGCUGUUGGUGGUCAUUCCGGCUCUUUCUUCAAGCAAGAGGGUAUGGGCAUUUUCAAGAUUUACCACUGACUGUGCCUCCAGUAAUUGGAGAUCCAGUUUAGGAACUGCUUCAGAUCAGAAAGUAGUUAUAACAAAAUCCUGUUCUCAGUUAGUGCUUCAACUCCAUGAUUUUUACGAUCCAGAGAAGAUAAAGAUCAGAGUGAAGAUUCUUUCUGGUUCUUCAUGUGGAGGUGUGGCCGCUGAGGCCAAGAGAGUUGAGUCAAGCUGGGUUAUAUUGGACAAAAAGUUGAAGCAUGAAAAGAAAUAUUGCAUGGAGCAGCUGCAUUGCAAUAUUGUAAUGAUGAAGCGGUCUAGGCCAAAGAUUCUGCGCUUGAAUUUGAAUAGUUCACCUAAGAUGGAACUGAACAUGGGUUGUCCAUUGAAACUCAGAAGAAACUUGAAAGAGAACACUGGACAUGGAGGUAUAAUCAGAGGUCCAGCUGUUACUCCUGCUAGUAGUCCUGAACAAGGGUCACCACCAUUGACUGCAACUGAUGUUGGAACAUCAUCAAUAUCAAGCUCAGAUCCUGCUACUUCCCCAUUUUUUCACUCUGACAACUAUGAGAGACAAAGGAGAGGUUUCACCUUCGUCCACGAGGGACUGACAAACCUAGAGGAUAUUGAGUCUGACUCCGAGAGCGAAAAGCUUAGCAUGUCAUCCAAGAGUUCAUAUUUUCAGCCAUGGAUUGCGAAUGUGAUUUGCAUGGAUGGUGAUUUCUCAAAGCAUGAAGACAACGUGCAGAGAUCCAGCGACAAGACUUUGGCAACUGCAUAUGAAGCUUUGCUUCAGAAAUUCUCAAAGUUGGAUGAAGAUCCUAUACUAGGAAUGCUUAACUGUAAAAUUGAUGUGAACUUGAGCAAAAGUGUUAGAGAAGCAAUUUCACUAGCUAAAGGUUCACCUCCUAGAUUUUAUAGGUUUUCAAUUAUAUGUUGCAACACUUAG